Molecule: messenger RNA, 1299 nt
Organism: Menidia menidia (Atlantic silverside)
Lineage: Eukaryota; Metazoa; Chordata; Actinopteri; Atheriniformes; Atherinopsidae
Source: the annotation of a GenBank genome assembly
AUGCGCCGCAGUCAAUCAGCUGUUGAGGCAACUGCUGACUACCUCGGCACAAGGGUAGCUCGUUUGUCAUAUCCAAACCCUGACGAGGCAAACAGAAAUACGUUUUAUUCACAGUCUCAAAACGCUCCGCAAACCAUGCAGGAUGAUUUACUGAUGGACAAAAACAAAGCCCAGCCUCAUCACCACCACCAGCAGCAGCAGGACCCGACGCAAGCAGCAGACCCUCCUCCUCCUCCCUCCACGCCGACCCCGUCCUCGGAGCCCGCUUCCUCCUCGUCCGGGUCGGAGAGCCCGUCGGCCGGCGGCGGCCAGGCGGCUUCCGCGCUGAGCAGCAGAGACAAAGUGCCCAUGGAGUCGCCGAUCCUGCCCGGCCUGAGCUUCCACCACGGCGCUCAGGAGAGCGGCGGCCCCCUCUCCUCUCCUCCUCCUCCUCCUCCUUCCUCCUCCUCCUCUUCUUUCGGGAGCGCCUGGUCCACCGGAGGAAGCGCGAACGCCGCGGACGACGGCUUUUUCCAGGGAAUACCCUCCGUCAACGGGACGAUGCUCUUCCAGAACUUCCCCCACCAGCUCAACCCGGUGUUCGGGGGGGGGAAUUUCUCCCCGCAGAUCGGCCUGGCUCCCCAGACCCAGCAGCAUCAUCAACAGCAGCAAGCCCCCCUACAACAACAGCAGCAGCAGCAGCAGCCACCGCCCCCCCAGCACCGGAGAUCCCCCGUCAGCCCCGGCCAGGGCCCUUUCCCCCAGAGAAACGCUUACCAGACCGUCGUAAACAACGGCAAGGGCCCCUCCUCGUCCUCGUCGUCCGCUUGGAAUAACCAGCAGAACGCCGCCUGGAGCACGGCCUCCAACCCCUGGAGCGGGCUGCAGGCGGGCCGGGACCCGCGCCGGGCCGUGGGCGUCGGGGUCGGGGUCGGGGUCGGCGUCGGGGUCGGGGUCCCGUCUCCCCUGAACCCCAUCUCGCCCAUGAAGAAGCCCUACAGCGGCAACGUGAUCGCGCCCCCCAAAUUCCCAAGACCCGGCCAGCUCAACCCCAAACCUUGGAUGGAUGACGGCGCGUUCAGGACUGACAACAGCAACAACAUACUGCCUUUCCAGGACCGGAAUCGGCCCUUCGAUGCUUUUAGCUUGCACUCUUUGGAGAAUUCCUUAAUGGAUAUGAUAAGGACUGACCACGACAAAGGUAAACCACACCCUGCCGGUGGCCCCCCAAUGACUAUCGCUGAUAUUAUAUGGAGGAAUCAUUUUGCAGCCAUGGGCUUCUCUGGAGAGGUGUGGCGGCGUCUGACAGGGCUUCCCUAG